Jatropha curcas is the source of this 1392-nucleotide messenger RNA. Its product is annotated as RNA-binding (RRM/RBD/RNP motifs) family protein. Gene Ontology annotation, molecular function: mRNA binding. Gene Ontology annotation, cellular component: chloroplast thylakoid membrane. NCBI's taxonomy places the organism in Eukaryota, Viridiplantae, Streptophyta, Magnoliopsida, Malpighiales, Euphorbiaceae. The record is from RefSeq and is a predicted model, not a curated record. Gene Ontology annotation, biological process: chloroplast rRNA processing.
UGGACAGAAUCUGCCCACAUCAGCUUAGAUAGACUUACACUUCCCCUGUCCGUAAGCAGUUUCCUCUGCAGUCCGCACCUUCGCACCCUUUCCCUUCCUACUUCCUACAAUAACCUGCAAAAAACUACCACAAUCAUGGCUGCUGCUGCUGCUGCUGCUGCUGCGACCGUAGCCUCAUCUUUCUCUCCAUCCAUUCACAAUCGCAAAUGCUCCAAUUCUAAGCAUUUUCUAUCCGAUUCUCUCCUUAAACUUCCUUCAACUACUCGACUCGCUAUUACUGCAUCUUCCAUCUCUCGCUCUUAUGCUAUAGAACCCAUUUCAUCGCUUGUUGCAGUUUCGUGGCGUGUGCCAAGAGUAUCCGCUGCUGUUGCUCAAGAGGAGGCUGCAGCAACUGCUGCUGUGGAAGAGGAGGAGGCUGCAGCAACCGCUGCUGUGGAAGAGGAGAAGGCUGCACCAACCGCUGCUGUGGAAGAGGAGGCGCAGCAGCAACAAGUAGCAGGAGAAGGUGAAGGAGAAGCGGAAAUUCCUUUGAACACUAAACUUUACUUUGGGAAUUUGCCUUACAAUGUUGACAGUGCACAGCUUGCUGGUAUUAUUCAAGAAUAUGGUGCUCCUGAAUUGGUUGAGGUUCUUUAUGAUCGGGACACCGGAAGAAGUAGAGGUUUUGCUUUCGUGACAAUGAGCAGCGUUGAAGAUUGUAAUAGAGUUAUUGAAAAUCUUGAUGGAAGUCAAUACAUGGGUAGAAUCUUGAGAGUGAACUUUGCAGACAAACCUAAACCAAAAGAACCUUUAUACCCAGAAACAGAACACAAGCUUUUUGUUGGGAAUUUAUCAUGGUCGGUAACAUCAGAAAGUUUGACUCGAGCUUUUCAAGAAUAUGGAACUGUAGUUGGAGCUAGAGUUCUUUAUGAUGGGGAGACUGGAAGGUCGCGAGGCUAUGGCUUUGUAUGCUACUCAACAAGAUCGGAAAUGGAAAAUGCCAUUGAAUCUCUUAAUGGAGUGGAACUCGAGGGGAGAGCAAUGCGUGUAAGUUUAGCUCAAGGCAAAAAGUCAUAAAAAUGCUGAUUUCAAGAUCAACAAUAAGAUUAAUUUCUAAAGAAAUGGAAGGAAAAUGCAAUCUCAGUCUGCAAGUUGAAACUAAUAACCCGUCAUUUCUAAUCAAUUCUGUACACAGUCCUUGUUUUCUUAUCCUUUUAUGAGCGGAACUUUUUAUGAAAAUUCUGUAGUUAUUUCUUUAAGCAAAUAAAUAUGCUAUAAUAUGAAAUUUUUUCAUUGUAAAUUUUUAAUGGCAUUAGUUAUUAAUUCUGUAGAGGAAACCUGUUUAGUUUUGAUGAUUGGCGAGGAAUUAUUUGUCAAUAAUUUUUUUAUAAAAUGUCAUAAUUUAUUUAUUUA